AUGGGCUCUCUCUGGGGUCUGGCUCUGCCCCUUUUCUUCUUCUGCUGGGAGGUUGCGGUGUCUGAGAUCUCUGCAGGCCCCAGCAGCCGCAGAGCAGACGCUGCGAUGACAAUGGAUGACACAGAAGUGCCCGCUCUGACUCCAGCACCAGGCCACGCCGCUCUGACUCCAGCACCAGGCCACGCGGCUCUGGAAACUCGAACUCUGAGUGCUGAGACCUCCUGUAGGUCCUCAACCCCAGCCGGCCCCAUUCCAGAAGCAGAGACCAGGACUUCCACAGAAACACCUCCCGACCGCACGGUGCUGAUCGCCACCUCUGCGGAGACAUCUGCCGCCACUGGCCGCCCCGAGGGACCUGGAAUGACCACAGCUGAGACCGUCACAGGCAGUGAUCCCAAGGAAGCCGUCUUUGACACCCUUCACACCGAUGAUAGCUCUGAAGAGGCAAAGACACGCACAACGGACAUAUCGACAUCGGCUCACACCUCCACAGAAGCUAAGGGCCUGGCCUCAGACAGCAGCGCCUCUUCCGACGGCCCCCAUCCAGCCAUCACCCCGUCAUGGUCCCUGGGAUCUGACGUCGCUCUCCUCGCUGAAGCCCUGGUGACCGUCACCCCCAUCGAGGUUAUCAAUUGCAGCAUCACAGAAACAGAAACAGGGACUUUCAGCAUCCCUGGGGCCUCAGACACAGAUCACAUCCCCACGGAAGGGAUGAAGGCCUCGCCCACCUCCAGUCCACCAGCUCUGCUUGACUCCACUGAUGCAAAACCACACAGCACCGAGGCCACAGCCUCUGCCGAGACCCUGUCCACAGCCGGCACCACAGAGUCAACCGCACCUGAUGCCACGGUUGGGACCCCACUCCCCACCAACAGCACCACAGAAAGAGAAGUGACAGCACCUAGGGCCACGACCCUCCGUGGAACUCUGGCCACAGGUAGCGGGAAUCCCCUGGAAGAAACCUCAGCCCUCUCUGUGGAGACACCAAGUUGCGUCAAAGUCUCAGGAGCAGCUCUCGUCUCCACAGAGGCCGGGUCAACAGUGGGCAAAACAGCUUCCUUUGCUGGGGGCUGUGCUUCCUCCUACAGCCCCUCAGAAGCCAUUAUCAAGAACUUCACCCCUUCAGAGACACCGACUGCAGACGUCACAACCAAGGGGCCCUUCCCCACCAGCAGGGACCGUCUUCCUUCUGUCCCUCCGACUACAGCCAACAGCAGCCGAGGGACGAACAGCACCUUAGCCAAGACCACAGCCUCAGCGAAGACCCCGAUGAAGCCCCCAACAGCCACGCCCACCACUGCUCGGACGAGGCCGACCACAGACGUGAGUGCAGGUGAAAAUGUAGGUUUCCUCCUCCUGCGGCUGAGUGUGGCCUCCCCGGAAGACCUCAGUGACCCCAGAGUGGCAGAGAGGCUGAUGCAGCAGCUCCGCCAGCGACUCCACGCCCACGCGCCUCACUUCCAGGUCUCCUUACUGCGCAUCAGGAGAGGCUAACAGACAUCAGCUGCAGCCAGGCCUGUCCCGUACGCCAAAAGAAGGUGCUGCCCAUGGCCUGGGCCCCCACCAACAGACUGCAGCUGCAUUACUGUGCUGAGAGGUACCAAGAAGUUUCCCGUGAAGGGCAGCCGGUCCAAGCCCCUGACCCUAGAUGUGGCAACAGGACCUCGCUCACGGCCACCGGAGCAUAUAUGCGGGGAGGGGCUUCACCUGUUCCCAGAGGGGUCCUUGGACUCACCUUGGCACAUGUUCUGUUUCAGUAAAGAGAGACCUGAUCAGCCAUCUGUGUGCUUCCAUCCUGCAUUAAAACUCACUCAGCGUGGUCCA
Mandrillus leucophaeus (drill) is the source of this 1824-nucleotide messenger RNA. It is a transcript of the gene MUC20, whose product is annotated as mucin 20, cell surface associated. Lineage: Eukaryota; Metazoa; Chordata; Mammalia; Primates; Cercopithecidae. The transcript is spliced from 4 exons. Bases 1 to 1494 code for a protein of 497 amino acids. The record is from RefSeq and is a predicted model, not a curated record. Gene Ontology annotation, biological process: hepatocyte growth factor receptor signaling pathway.